GAAACUAGCUUGUAACGAGGACGGCAGCAGUCCCGCGCUGUGCCCAUGGCUCUGACCGCCCAGGUGCCGCGGUUAUUGCCGAUCGGGCGCUCAGGACAGGGGAAAGGCACUGCCUCCUGCGGGACUCCGGGACGCGGUCAGUGCCGCGGGGACAAUGGAGCUACCCCUGCUCCCUGCCUGGCGCCGGGCCCGCCGGCUGCUCCUCCCCGCCGCGGAGCCGCCCCGGCGGGCGGGCAGGGAGGCGCCUCCGCUCUGCGCCUGCCCGGCACCGCCGCCCGCCCCCAGCACCGGCACCGGCACCAGCACCGCAGCAUCCCGGCCGCGCCUCCGCCGCGAAACGCUCCUGGCCCCGGGGCUGCUGCGCAGAGGGCUCGCCGUGUUUAGGGCCCCGCCGGGAUCCCAUCGGCGCGGCUUCUGCGAAAGACACCGCUCAUCGCCGGCCAUGGACGGGGACAGGGUGGAGAUAGACGGCGGGAUCAUGGAGGGGGGUGGGCAGAUCCUGCGGGUGUCCACGGCGCUGAGCUGCGUGCUGGGGCUGCCGCUGCGGGUGCGCCGGAUCCGCGCCGGGCGGAGCCAGCCCGGCCUCAGACCUCAGCAUCUGUCUGGAUUGGAGAUUGUUCGAGAUCUGUGUGAUGGGAAGCUGGGCGGUGGAGAAAUUGGCUCAACAGAAAUAACCUUCACUCCUGGGAAGAUCAAAGGUGGAACCCACAUAGCAGACACAAAAACAGCAGGGAGUGUGUGCCUACUGAUGCAGGUAGCAAUGCCCUGCGUGCUGUUUGCUGCUUCCCCAUCAGAGCUCCAUUUAAAAGGUGGCACUAAUGCGGAGAUGGCUCCCCAGAUAGACUACACAGUCAUGGUUUUCAAGCCAAUAGUUGAAAAGUUCAAUUUCAAAUUUAAUUGUGACAUAAAAAGGAGGGGCUACUAUCCUCAAGGAGGUGGUGAAGUUGUAGUCCAGAUGUCUCCAGUCAAAGAGCUGAGCCCAAUAAACUUAACAGAACGUGGCACAGUGACAAAGAUUUAUGGAAGGGCCUUUGUUGCUGGAGCACUGCCUAUCAAACUGGCAAAAGACAUGUCAGCAGCAGCAGUGAGAUGCAUCAGAAGAGAAAUCAGAGAUCUUUACAUUAACAUUCAGCCUGUCAGAGAACCUGAUGAUCAAGCUGUUGGGACUGGCAGUGGAAUAAUCAUUGUUGCAGAGACCUCAACAGGUUGUUUGUUAGCUGGGUCAUCACUUGGCAAGAGAGGAAAGAAUGCUGACAAGGUUGGCAUUGAAGCAGCUGAGAUGCUGCUUCAGAAUCUUAAGCAUGGUGGAACUGUGGAUGAUUCUCUGCAAGACCAACUGAUCAUUUUCAUGGCACUAGCAAAGGGAGUGUCUAGAGUGAAAAGUGGACCAAUUACACUUCAUACUCAAACAGCUAUACACUUUGCAGAGCAGCUAACAAAGGCCAAAUUUACUGUGACAAAAUCAGAAGAGGAAGACCCUGGUAAUGAUACCUACAUCAUUGAGUGCCAAGGAAUGGGGAUGAUUAACUCAAACUUAGAGAGUUAAAAAAAAAAAGGCAGCAAGCUUCCAAAAGCAACACUCAACAUACCUCAGUGAUGUAUUGCACUACACUUCAUUGGAUUAUAAUCUGCCUGAAGAGGAGGAGCCUUCUCUCACAUCAGGGUGAUUUAACUUGAAGGUUGAUGUCAAGCUUUUCCUUGGUAUGGUGAUAAUCUGUCAUGAAAAACAAAAACUACUGUUUUUUUCUAACUAUUGGCAGCAAAAUGAGUAGCAACAAAACAGCAAAUAGAAUAUACUGUAUGUACGCAAGAGCUUCAGUUGGGAGCUUUGAACUUUACCUAAGUAGAAAAUAACUAUUUUAGUUCAGUAUUUCUUGCCCUUUUAAAAAAUUUAAGUUUUAUUCUCUGGAAGCCUUUAUGUUAUGAGGUACAUGGACUACAAUGCACCAUUAGAUCUGUAUUGCUGUUCUUCCUUAGCCAUUUGCUAAAUAAUAAAGCAGUAUCACCCUAUAAAA
Molecule: messenger RNA, 2015 nt
Organism: Prinia subflava (tawny-flanked prinia)
Lineage: Eukaryota; Metazoa; Chordata; Aves; Passeriformes; Cisticolidae
Gene: RTCA
Product: RNA 3'-terminal phosphate cyclase
Exons: 11
Coding region: 155-1546 (463 amino acids)
Biological process (GO): RNA processing
Cellular component (GO): nucleus
Molecular function (GO): RNA-3'-phosphate cyclase activity
Source: RefSeq, a predicted model, not a curated record